This is a messenger RNA of Diospyros lotus (date-plum), 1004 nucleotides long. RefSeq names its product kunitz trypsin inhibitor 5-like. NCBI's taxonomy places the organism in Eukaryota, Viridiplantae, Streptophyta, Magnoliopsida, Ericales, Ebenaceae. Bases 163 to 831 code for a protein of 222 amino acids. The record is from RefSeq and is a predicted model, not a curated record. Gene Ontology annotation, molecular function: endopeptidase inhibitor activity. The transcript has a single exon.
CGUUAACCUUUACUAAGGGUUCCGCCCGCCCCCGCCGGCGCCCCUCCCCUAUAAAUUCAAGAUCCCUCCUCAUCUCUUCUUACACUACAACUAGUUACUAAUAUCACCCUCCUCCUUAAUAGCUAUAAUUAAGCUGAACUAGAGCUUGCUUCCCUUUUCACCAUGGCCUCGCCCUCACCAUGCACGCAAACGCCACUACUACUACUACUGCUGCUGCUUCUCUGUCUCUCUGUCUCUGCCCCAUUCCACCUGCUGGUUGCAGCCGAUUCUUCCCCUGAUGCGGUGCGCGACAUCGACGGCCAGAAGCUCCGGGCGGGCACCCAGUAUUACAUUCUUCCGGUCUUCCGCGGCAAAGGCGGCGGCGUCACGCUCGGCCCGCGGAAUGCCACCUUUUCCAAUUGCCCGUUGGACGUCGUCCAGGACCGCUCGGAGGUCAGCAAGGGUCACCCUGUGACCUUCACUCCGGUGGACCCAAAGAAAGGCUUCAUCCGCCUCUCCACGGAUCUCAACGUGGAGUUCUCGCCCGUCGAGACCAUCUGCGCUCAAUAUUAUUCCACCGUCUGGAGGCUGGACAAGCACGACGGGCGGUACUUGAUCUCGACGGGCGGCGUCGGUCGCGAAACUCUAAGCAACUCGUUCAAGAUCAAGAAGCAGGACGAUGAUUACAAGCUGUUUUACUGCCCGACAGUCUGCAAUUACUACGCCCGCUGCAAGAACAAGGGGAAGGUGAUCUGUAAAGACGUUGGCAUUUACAUCGACAGGUACGGAACCAGGCAUUUGGCGCUCAGCGAUAAGCCCUUCAGAGUCAUGUUUAAGAAGGCGGCCGCCUAAAGAAGUAUGUCAUGGCUGCCUCUCGUCACCGUACGUACGUGGAUGGAACAGCAGCAGCAGUCUAUAUAUAUAUAUAUAUAUAUGUAUGUUUAUCCAAAUAUAAUUGGAUAAUGUAAUCCGAUGAUGUCUCAAAUAAAUAAAUAAAUAAAUAAACUUGAGAGGACUGUUAUGUA